UGGCGGUUGAAAUUCCAGAGAAGAGAACCAGUUCUCCACGACCCCCAAAAAUCCAAACAGAGCAGAAGGGAAAGAGAAAGAAAAAAGGAAAAAAAAAAUGAGAACAAAGUGACAGAAGGUGUGAAAUACAGCCACACGCACAUACACACACACACAUACACAAAAAACAUACGCAAGCACAGCCAACACAUCAAAACCUAACGGUCUCGGCGUUGAACUCUUAACCAUUCCAAAUUCCAAUCACUGUUAUUGCCCUUUUUUCUUUCUCAUUUUCCUUCUUUCCAAACACCAGACUUCGCAAUCAGAUCGCGGUGUCCUCUGGAAUGCUCUCGAUUCGAUUUGUUACAGGCUUUGUACUCGAUCCUCGGCUUGACAGCUUGAGAGGAAGUUUGGAUUUUGAUUAAAAAAUGAGCACGCAAAAGCAGCAGGUCACGGUUCGUGACCUCGUUGAGGAAGCCAAGAAGCGGAUUGUCAUGCUGGUGAUAUGCGUUGUUGGUUUGUCAUACCUCAUGUCUUUGACAAGCUCGUCUGUCUGGGUCAACUUGCCUGCGGCUGCCUCUUUAAUUGUCAUCCUUCGCUAUCUAUCUCUGGAUCUUGAUAUGCGGAGAAAAGCUGCAGCAUACAAUAACAAAUCAUCCUCAGCCAAUACUCUUUCGCAGAAAAAACCUCUUGAAAGGCCUAAACUUGUUGAAAAGUCCGAGUGGAGAAAGAAAGUGAAUUCCCCUGUUGUUGAGGAUGCAAUAGAUCACUUAAUUAGACAUUUAGUUUCCGAGUGGGUGACAGAUCUCUGGUACUCACGGUUGACACCUGAUAAAGAAGGUCCAGAGGAACUUGUGCGUAUCCUUAAUGGUGUUCUUGGGGAAAUCUCAGCACGCAUGAGGAACAUAAAUCUAAUUCAUCUCCUCACAAGGGAUCUUGUAACUCUCAUUUGUACUCACUUGGAGCUUUUUCGUGCAACUCAAGCAAAGAUUGAAAAGCAACAAUCAGGACUGCUAACAAUUGAACACCGAGAUAUUGAACUAAGACACGUCUUGGCUGCUGAGAACAAAUUGCAUCCUGCUUUGUUUUCUGCUGAAGCUGAGCACAAGGUAUUGCAGCAUAUUGUGGAUGGUCUUAUCUCUUUCACAUUCAAGCCUGAAGAUCUGCAGUGUUCUUUCUUCCGUUAUGUUGCCAGGGAGCUUCUAGCUUGUGCAGCAGUGCGACCUGUCCUAAACUUGGCCAAUCCAAGGUUUAUUAAUGAAAGAAUUGAAUCUUUAGUCAUCAAUAGGGCCAAGUCGAAUAAAGCAGUUACCACUGUGAAUGAGACUGCUCAGCCCAAACCAGAUGGGCCUCCAAAAAUAUCAUCUGAUCAUUUUUCUAGGUUCUUAGAUCCUACUGGAACUGGUGUUGAACUUGUGCAGUUAAAAAGUAAUCAGUCAAGAAGUACUGCAGUUACACCUGCUGCCAAUAAUGUAAAUGGAAAUCUUGCAAAAGAUCCCCUGCUUUCAGUUGAUGCUCGAUCUAACCGAUCAUGGAGUUCAUUGCCUGUGAACUCUGAAACAAGUGAUGAUGGAAAUAUUCAACCACACUGCAAAGGUGGAGAAUGGGGUGACAUGCUCGAUUUGAUUUCUCGUAGAAAAACUCAAGCUCUUGCCCCUGAACAUUUUGAGAACAUGUGGACAAAGGGGAGAAACUACAGAAACAAGGUUGGUGAAAAUCGGUUUGUUGAACAUGUCCCACAGACAAGUGGGAAGUUAGUCCCAGAGAACAAUGUUAAGGCAAUAUCCAAGCCCAAACAAAAGGAAUUUGUCACAAACUUAAAUCCUUCUGGGAGCACUCCCAUACAAUAUGGAUAUGCUGAUCAAUUUAAGGAGGAAAAUAUAUCCAGCCAUGUAGUUCAAAACAUACCUAGCCAUUCUCAGGUUAAUUUAUAUCAAGAAGAUGAUCAGAAAAACAUGAUGCAUUUGGAGGAGGUUGACUCAGGAAGCAGCACCUCAUAUACGUCUGAAGAUGAAGAAAAUGGCAGUGUAACAGGUCUUGAUUCUCCGGUAACUAAGGUUUGGGAUGGUAAAAGUAAUAGAAAUAUGACUAUUUCUCACAUUCACCAUCCACUUGAAAAUUAUGAAGGCCAUAUGCGCAAAAAAACUGGCAAAGGGCAUGUUCACUAUCAAAGAGUAUCUAAAACCCAGUCUGGCCACAAGAGAUCUAGACCAAACAAUCAGAAGGUGCACGUUUGGCAGGAAGUUGAGAGAACAAGCUUCUUGUCUGGGGAUGGACAGGAUAUACUUAAUCCUUUAAAAAGACAUGCAAAUGAUAGGGAUUCUAGUGAUGAUUCUGAGACCGAAAGUUUAGGUAGAAUUUACAGUGGGGCAGCUGCUUCCUCAUCUGCAUCCUCUAUUUCUAUUUCAGAAAGUCAUGGUCUGGGGGUUAAUUCACUGAAAAAUUCGUUGGCUGUGGAUUCAUUUUAUAAGUUGAGAUGUGAGGUAUUGGGUGCAAAUAUUGUGAAGAGUGGCUCAAAAACAUUUGCCGUAUAUUCCAUAUCUGUUACUGAUGUAAAUAAUAAUAGUUGGUCAAUCAAAAGAAGGUUUCGUCAUUUUGAGGAGCUACAUCGGCGUCUCAAGGAGUUUUCAGAAUAUAAUCUUCAUUUGCCCCCUAAGCACUUUCUGUCAACUGGUUCGGAUGUGCCUGUCAUUCAAGAACGUUGUAAAUUGCUUGAUGAUUACUUGAAGAAGCUCAUGGAGCUUCCAACAAUUUCAGGAUCAAUUGAAGUUUGGGACUUUUUAAGUGUUGACUCUCAGACAUAUAUUUUCUCAAAUUCCUUUUCCAUCGUUGAAACCUUGUCAGUUGAUCUAGAAGACAAGCCAUCUGAGAAGAGUAGGAGGGUUUCAAACUAUGGUGGGCUUGUGACUGGUCAUGCCUCCUCGAAGAGAGAUCAUCCAAGCGUGGAAAGUAGGGAGCCUCCAUUACAGAUGCAGAAUAAUGUUUCGACAGAUGGAUUUAGGUUGAAUGCAAAAGGUGUUUCUAGUUCUCCUGUGGGUAAAGAAUAUAAGAAGUCAUUUGACAAAUCUGGCAGUGAUUCAGAAGCUAGAGCACAAACAGGUGCAUCAUCAUGCAGAAACUUGGGCACCACUACGGUGAAGGAGAGAAAGUACAAUGGUUUGGGUGACGCAUCAGAGUUCGUUCUAGAUGCUGCUAAUGACCCAACCCUUCCUACAGAGUGGGUGCCUCCAAAUUUAAGCGUUCCCAUAUUGGAUUUGGUGGAUGUCAUUUUUCAGCUCCAAGAUGGUGGAUGGAUCAGGCGGCAGGCUUUCUGGGUGGCCAAACAAAUCCUACAACUAGGAAUGGGUGAUGCCUUUGAUGAUUGGUUAAUAGAGAAAAUCCAGCUUCUGCGCAAGGGACCAGUGAUUGCUUCAGGGAUCAAGCGGGUUGAGCAGAUACUCUGGCCUGAUGGGAUAUUCCUAACCAAGCAUCCAAAACGACAAACACAAGCAUCUACAAACCCAUCCCCCCUUUCACCUAAAGGUCAGCAGCGUACAGAAGCAUUUUCUCCUAGAAUGACAAAUGAGCAGCAGGAACAAGAAGCACGGCGACGGGCAAAGUUUGUAUAUGAUCUAAUGAUAGAAAAUGCACCAGCUGCUAUAGUCAGUCUUGUCGGUCAUAAAGAGUAUCAACAAUGUGCGAAGGAUCUAUAUUUCUUUCUUCAGUCAUCUGUCUGUUUGAAGCAACUCGCCUUUGAUCUUCUUGAGCUGCUACUCCUGUCUGCAUUUCCAGAGCUGGAUUAUAUAUUUAAGCAAUUCCAUGAAGAGAAGCAUAAAUUUGGAGAGUUUAAAGCACAUUAAUGCGAAUGUUUAUAGAUACAAUUUUCAACAUCAAGCGAUGAUCAUAAAUAUAAUUUUUUUUUUUGGGGGAAUUUUUUCUGGUUCUCUUUGGUUUUUCUGUUGUUCAGGUGCAUAGCCUGAGAAGUGAAUUCUUUUGUUAGAUUGGGUUUUUGCAACUGAAAAAUCAUUGUUUUUGGCAUGCAUGCACCGGUGUCAAAGAUGAAUCAUUUCAUUCAUCGAUCUGAGCGAUUUGUAAUUACACUAUAGCUUCACAGCUUGAGAAAAAUGUACGUAAAAUAGGGAGAUUUUUUCAAAUAUAUAUAUGAUGCUUGUUUCUUC
This is a messenger RNA of Ziziphus jujuba (common jujube), 4136 nucleotides long. RefSeq lists its product as uncharacterized. The transcript is spliced from 16 exons. Lineage: Eukaryota; Viridiplantae; Streptophyta; Magnoliopsida; Rosales; Rhamnaceae. Gene Ontology annotation, molecular function: phosphatidylinositol binding. Bases 408 to 3818 code for a protein of 1136 amino acids. The record is from RefSeq and is a predicted model, not a curated record.